CUCGCGGGCGCGGAGCGCGGCGGGUGGCGGGCCGGGGGCGAGGGUGGCGGCUCCCUCAGGACCCGGCGCGGGCGGCGCGAUGCGGCGGGUCACGCUGUUCUUGAACGGCAGUCCCAGGAACGGCAAGGUGGUUGCUGUCUAUGGAACUUUGUCUGAUUUGCUUUCAGUGGCCAGCAGUAAACUUGGCAUAAAAGCCACCAGUGUAUAUAAUGGAAAAGGUGGACUGAUUGAUGAUAUUGCUUUGAUCAGGGAUGAUGAUGUGUUGUUUGUAUGUGAAGGAGAACCAUUUAUUGAUCCUCAGACAGAUUCUAAACCACCUGGAGGAUUACUAGGAUCUCACACAGACUGGCUGACAUUAAAUGUAGGAGGACGAUAUUUUACAACAACAAGGAGCACUUUAGUGAAUAAAGAGCCCGACAGUAUGCUGGCGCACAUGUUCAAGGACAAAGGUGUCUGGGGAAAUAAGCAAGAUCAUAGAGGAGCUUUCUUAAUUGACAGAAGUCCUGAGUACUUUGAACCUAUUUUGAACUACUUACGUCAUGGACAGCUCAUUGUGAACGAUGGCAUUAACUUACUGGGCGUGCUAGAAGAAGCCAGGUUUUUUGGUAUUGACUCACUGAUCGAACAUCUAGAAGUGGCCAUAAAGAAUUCCCAACCACCGGAGGAUCACUCACCAAUAUCUCGAAAGGAAUUUGUUCGAUUUCUGCUGGCCACUCCAACGAAGUCAGAGCUGCGCUGCCAGGGCUUAAACUUCAGUGGUGCUGAUCUUUCCCGUUUGGACCUUCGAUACAUUAACUUCAAAAUGGCCAAUUUAAGCCGCUGCAACCUUGCACAUGCAAAUCUCUGCUGUGCUAAUCUUGAACGAGCUGAUCUUUCUGGAUCAGUUCUCGACUGUGCAAAUCUCCAGGGAGUCAAGAUGCUCUGCUCAAACGCAGAAGGCGCAUCCCUGAGGCUCUGUAAUUUUGAGGAUCCUUCCGGUCUUAAAGCCAACUUAGAGGGUGCUAAUCUGAAAGGCGUGGAUAUGGAAGGAAGUCAGAUGACAGGAAUUAACCUUCGAGUUGCCACCUUAAAAAAUGCAAAACUGAAGAACUGUAAUCUCAGAGGGGCAACUUUGGCAGGAACCGACUUGGAGCCCCACAAAUGCUGGAAUCAUAGGUGUGUGCCUCCAUACCUGGCUCAGUGGCCGUUGUCUACAGAGUGCUGCCAAGUGCUACUUCCCGCACUGAGAACUGUGAUUUGUCCGGGUGUGACCUCCAGGAAGCCAACCUGAGAGGUUCCAACGUGAAGGGUGCCAUAUUUGAAGAGAUGCUGACACCGUUACAUAUGUCCCAGAGUGUCAGAUGAGAGUGGCAAGAGCUGGAGGAAGAUGUCUCUGAUGAAAACGUGUCUUUAUUUUAUUUCUUCAUCCAUCGAAUUGUCUACAGGAGAUAACAUUGUACGGGAAUUAGAAGCAAAUGCUUGUUCCCAGAGGUGCAUAAGGGGAAACAACUGGAUUUCCCCCAUAUUGUGACUGUAGCAGAAGAACACUCUGUUUAUAGAUGUAGGGAAAGUAGAUCGUGCUGCUGCAUUUUGAGUGGAGUUGAGGCAUUUGUCUGGUUUCUGACCAGGAGUAGUAUCUAUUAUAUUUGCUUUUAUAUAGGCACUGUGUAGAAGUACCAUCUUGGUUUACGAUGCAUUUGAGAAUUUUAAUUUAUGAAAAGCACAAUAUAUAUGCAAAUAUAUUUAUUGAACACCUAGAUACAAUAAGGAUGUUUAAAUUGUUAAACGUCUUGAAAACUGAAGAGUUGUUGAAGUUUAUAAAUAGCUUUAGUGAUGCCUUCCCUCCUCAAAUCCCUAUCACCAUGUGAGUGUGGUGAGGGUAAGACUCCCUAUGGCUCUUUUCAGAUUCAUUUCUAUAAUGUUUGAGUCCCAUUCUGUCCUCCCAUUUUGAGGCAGGAUGGAAGGAAAGACCUUGUAUAUUACUCUGUAGGAGGAGGAAGGCUCCACCAGUUGCUGCAGCUAUCCAGUGAGCAUGCCUCGGCUUCGUCAUGGGCAAGUUCCAUUCAGCACUAGCUUAGGCUGCUCUGUCCAUUCAGAGUCCAGUUCUCGUGCUCAGUUCUCACAAGCAUAAGAAGAUACUUCAGAACCAAAACACCAACCUGUAUCCUCAGCAUAGUUCAUGUAAUGCCAAGUAGUUUGUACAGGAGCAGCUUAGAAUAACCUAAAUCCACUGCAGUUUGAACUAUAAAGUAUGAAUAAAUGCUGUAGAGUGGCUUAUGAGAAGGCAACAUCAGAUGGUUACAGCUAAAACCCUACAGUGGGGACCAAGGAGUUCUAAACUGAUGGUUUGAUUAGAGCCACCAAAAGAUGAUGAAUAAAAAUUAAGCAUUCGGCUAGUAUAAGCUACAUUAUCAGUCAGUCAGUAAUUGUGGUUCUUAAUUUUUAAAAAAAAUUCUGUUGUCUUGUUUUUGAGUGAAAUUGUAGUCAAGUUUUCUUGAGUUAUUCAUUAUCUGUGCAACAGCAGCAGCAGUAGGGCCUUCUUAGUGGGUGUCCCAGUGUCCUUAUGUGUUUUCUAAGAGCAGGGAAUAUAAGCUGUGUCCAAAUGGGUUCUAAAUCCUACAGACUCAUCAGCUUGAGGUAGUGAGUCAUCACAGGUGACCUUGUCUCCUUCAGGAGAGUGGCAUGUCUUCAUUAUUCUGUAGCUUAUUCUUCUACCUACAUAUGCAAAGCUUUCCUUCACAGUAAAGGGCUCACAUGCACAGUGGGAGGAGAGCGCACCUUUACAGGGACAGGAAAGCAACUUUGAAAAUGAAUUAUUUUCUUUGCGUUAUUAUUUUUACCAAGACAGAGAAGUAUUGUAUUGAGAGAUACCUAUUUUCAUAAUCAAUAUGUGCCUAAAUUAUAUUUAACUCAUUUCACUGCACUCUAUUUUCAAUAAUUAUAGACUGUGUUCGUUCACUGAAUGGUCCUCUGCAGACAGACCUGAGACUGCAGAGGAGCUGGAAGAUGUAAACACGGUGCGCUUGGGAACUGCAGGGUUCAGAUCUGAUGUAAACCGCAUUAAUAAACAGUGUGGAACGCUGA
Mesocricetus auratus (golden hamster) is the source of this 3063-nucleotide messenger RNA. It is a transcript of the gene Kctd9, whose product is annotated as potassium channel tetramerization domain containing 9. NCBI's taxonomy places the organism in Eukaryota, Metazoa, Chordata, Mammalia, Rodentia, Cricetidae. The record is from RefSeq and is a predicted model, not a curated record. Gene Ontology annotation, molecular function: protein binding. Gene Ontology annotation, biological process: intracellular signal transduction; protein homooligomerization. The transcript is spliced from 13 exons. Bases 80 to 1270 code for a protein of 396 amino acids.